Messenger RNA from Prunus armeniaca (apricot), 207 nucleotides. NCBI's taxonomy places the organism in Eukaryota, Viridiplantae, Streptophyta, Magnoliopsida, Rosales, Rosaceae. The record is from the annotation of a GenBank genome assembly.
AUGCCAUCAGUACUAGUCAACAAAUCAAUGCCAUCAGUACUAGUCAACACCAAAGUUGAGGCUCCAAAACCUUCUCUCACAUCAGAGCAAUUAAAAGCCAAACAACAAGAGCUUAGGGAGAAAGCUCGCAAGAAGAAAGAAGAAAAGCACAAAAAACCAAAAAAAGUAGCAAAACAAGCUCUGUAUCAACAGACGUGGCCUCUUUAA